AUGGCUGCUCUAGCCUUUACACCUAUUCUCAUGCUGCUGCUCUUGGUUGCCAGUCUUCCCACUUCCCUUUCUCAGGACCCUAUCACCCCAGGACCAACCGUAUCCGACUGUAGCCCACGUCUGGUGGCUCUCAUGCCAUGUGCACCAUUUGUGCAAGGCAAUGCUCCGAGACCAGCGCAGUCCUGCUGUGACAAUCUCAAUCAGCUCUAUGGACUGCAGCCUGGUUGUCUUUGUCUCCUCCUCAAUGACACCACUUUAAGUGCUUUUCCCAUAAACAGGACUCUUGCACAGCAGUUACCUGUUCUUUGCAAGCUCCAAGCUAACAGCUCUUCUUGCUCAGGGUUGCCUUCCCCUCCGGGUUCAUCUGGUUCUCAAGUUUCUCUAGGGACAAAUCAUAACUCUUCUGUCGCUGCUUCUUCUCCCAUGGGGAACCCAAAUGUUCCAGUGGCACCAAGACCAAGCAUCAUGGGGUUAGGGUUUGGCCGGAGCAAGGCUGGAAGAUUGAAGGCACAAGGCCUCUUAGCAAUGGUGGCUGCUGCUGUUAUUCUGUGUUCAAGACUCGCGCUUCCAUACUAUUGA
This is a messenger RNA of Gossypium raimondii (Peruvian cotton), 579 nucleotides long. RefSeq names its product non-specific lipid transfer protein GPI-anchored 10. NCBI's taxonomy places the organism in Eukaryota, Viridiplantae, Streptophyta, Magnoliopsida, Malvales, Malvaceae. The coding region runs from base 1 to 579 and encodes 192 amino acids. The transcript is spliced from 3 exons. The record is from RefSeq and is a predicted model, not a curated record.